Zea mays is the source of this 2108-nucleotide messenger RNA. RefSeq lists its product as uncharacterized. The transcript has a single exon. The record is from RefSeq and is marked provisional. Bases 114 to 1454 code for a protein of 446 amino acids. Gene Ontology annotation, molecular function: carbohydrate binding; ATP binding; protein kinase activity. NCBI's taxonomy places the organism in Eukaryota, Viridiplantae, Streptophyta, Magnoliopsida, Poales, Poaceae. Gene Ontology annotation, biological process: protein phosphorylation.
UGCGUACAUGCUUCCUCUUCCUCAUCACGCUUGGCCGCCUCGUGGCCGCCCUGAACGAGACGGCGCUGUUCACCUUCAACGGCUUCUCCGGCGCGAACCUCUCCCUCGACGGCAUGGCCACAGUCACGCCGGACGGCCUACUCAUGCUCACCAACGGCACCACCGCGCUGAAGGGGCACGCCUUCCACCCGACUCCGCUGCGCUUCCACGGCGCGAACGGGCGCACCGUGGCGUCCUUCUCCACGGCCUUCGUGUUCGGCAUCAUCGGGCAGUACCCCGACGUGAGCAGCCAGGGCAUGGCCUUCGUCGUGUCCGCGAGCAGGGACUUCUCCACGGCGCUGCCGGGCCACUUCCUGGGCCUGGUCAACGCCGCCGACAACGGCAACGCCGGCAACCACCUCCUGGCCGUCGAGCUCGACACCGUCCUCAACGCGGAGUUUCGGGACAUCGACGACAACCACGUCGGGGUCGACGUCAACAGCCUCACCUCGGUGCGAGCGGCCUCCGCCGGCUACUACGACGACCAGACCGGCUCGUUCAGGAACCUGAGCCUGAUCAGCCGCAAGGCCAUGCAGGUGUGGGUGGAGUACGACGGCCGGGCCAUGGAGCUCGACGUGACCAUGGCUCCUGUCGAGAUGCCCAAGCCGAAGAAACCCCUCCUGUCCGCCGUCGUCAACCUCUCGGAGGUGGUCACGGACCCCGCGUACGUUGGCUUCUCCUCGGCGACGGGGAUAAUCUUCUCGCACCACUACGUGCUGGGCUGGAGCUUCAAGUUGAACGGCGGCGAGGCCCCGGCGCUGAACGUGUCGAUGCUACCAGCUCUGCCGCGCACGACGACCGGCAACAAGACACGACUAAAGGUCCUCGAGGUCGUUCUGCCAAUCGCGUCCGUGGUGUUCGCUCUCGCACUGGCCACGGCGGUCGUCGCCGCCGCCAAACGGCGAGCCAAGUUCGCCGAGCUGCGCGAGGACUGGGAGGCCGGCUUCGGGUCGCAUCGCUUUGCGUACAAGGACCUGUUCUACGCGACGGGCGGCUUCAAGGACAGGAACUUGCUCGGGAGAGGAGGGUUCGGGAGGGUGUACAUGGGCGUGCUCCCGAAAUCCAAGGCGCGGGUUGCGGUCAAGCGGGUUUCGCAUGAAUCCAGACAGGGGAUAAAGGAGUUUGUCGCGGAGAUCGUGAGCCUUGGCCGCCUCCGCCAUCGGAGCGUCGUGCAGCUGCUCGGCUACUGCCGGCGGAGAGGUGAGCUCCUCUUGGUCUACGACUACAUGCCGAACGGCAGCCUCGACAGGUAUCUGCACGACCACGACAAACCCGCCUUGGAUUGGGACCAAAGGUUCAAGAUAAUCAAAGACGUAGCGUCAGGCCUGCUGUAUCUCCACGAAGACUGGGAGAAGGUCGUCGUCCACCGGGACAUCAAGGCCAGGCCAGCAAUGUGCUCCUCGACGCGGAGAUGAGUGGCCGGCUGGGCGACUUCGGGCUCUCAAGGAUGUACGACCAUGGCACGGAUCCGAGCACCACCCAUGUGGUCGGCACGAUCGGGUACCUAGCCCCGGAGCUCGGGCACAGAGCCAAGGCGGCACCAGCCACUGACGUGUUCGCGUUCGGCGUGUUCCUUCUCGAGGUCACGUGCGGGAGGCCGCCCGUCGGGGAGGACGACGCUCAAGGGAGCCAGGCCGUGCUUGUAGACUGGGUGCUUCACCACUGGCGCAACGGCUCCAUCACGGAAGCAGCUGAUCCGAGGCUCGGAAAUGACUAUGCAGACGGCGAGGUCCAGCUGGUGCUCAAGCUUGGCCUGCACUGCUCGCAUCCUCUGGCGGUCUGGCCAGCGCGAGGCCUAGCAUGCGGCGGGUUGUCCAGUGCCUUGACAGCGACGUGAUCUCCCCGGAGAACAAUGAGGUGAUGCACGUGAAUUUCAGCUAUGGUGUGUCGGCUCUGAUGAAGGACCAAGAGCAUGCGCUGGAUGCCGUGGCGUGUGAGUUGUCUUCAGCGUCAAGCGCUGGUAUUAUGUCUAGCACUAUGUCGGAAGGAAGAUAACGGCAUAUGUAAGGUUGUGUUUCUGUACUUCUGUGGCUAAGUAUAAAAUGUCCCACAUCUUUUGUUGUUGUGUU